CCCUUUCAGUGUUCAAGUUUGAUGUUAAAUGAAUCACUGCCUUCCGAUCCAUUGGCUUUUCAAGUCCUUUCAUAUGAUAACCCGAUGAUCAAAUACAUUUUUCUGGCAACAAGUAUGGAUCAGAAAAGACACUGGAUGAGGGAGCUGAAGCGAAUGAUGCUGGACCAUUACACAGUGCAGAUACCGGAAAAAACUAAAAUGUUAAUGCUUAAUAUGGAUGAUGGCUGUGGCAGUUCGAUGAGCUCAUUCACUCAGCAAGGCCCAGCAGCGAAUUCGAAAGCGAGUAAGAAAAUGCCGAAAUAUCUGGAAAAACGACGGAAGAGUACUGAUGCCAAUCAAGCGCCUCGUCGGCCGCAUGUUCGGAAACGAAGUUGUUCGGGAUCCAGGAAUCUACUGAAAUCGGUGGGUCGUAUGUCGUAA
This is a messenger RNA of Gongylonema pulchrum, 420 nucleotides long. Lineage: Eukaryota; Metazoa; Nematoda; Chromadorea; Rhabditida; Gongylonematidae. The record is from the annotation of a GenBank genome assembly.